Molecule: messenger RNA, 1431 nt
Organism: Desarmillaria tabescens
Lineage: Eukaryota; Fungi; Basidiomycota; Agaricomycetes; Agaricales; Physalacriaceae
Product: O-methyltransferase-domain-containing protein
Exons: 9
Coding region: 1-1431 (476 amino acids)
Molecular function (GO): O-methyltransferase activity
Source: RefSeq, a predicted model, not a curated record
AUGACUUCUCCUCUGCGCGCUUUACUCAAUAUUCUUCAAGAAUCUAUCGAGAGGAUUGAAAAGGAAUGUCAGGGCUCUGGCGUUGAGUUUCCUGUUCUCGAUGAGCCUUACACGCCAGACAGCGAAGCUGUUCGUCUGACACCAGCUGUACAAGAGGCUUCUAUUCUCAUAACGGCGGCGGCUUAUCAGCUAAUUGCUACGGUACAGCAGCCUCAAAUGCACGUUUUCAACGCAGGGUGUAGUUAUUAUCUUUCUGCUUCGUUGAGAGCAGCAAUAGAAACAAACGUCGUCGAAAUUCUGCGCGAAGCUGGUCCCGAAGGCUUGCAUAUAACGGAUAUCGCCACUCAAAACAACGUCGACCAUAUGAAGCUCUCAAGAAUCAUGCGUUUCCUGGCUACUCAUCACAUCUUCAAGGAAAUUUCACCCGACGUAUAUGCCAAUAAUCGUCUCUCGUCCAUUUGCGACACCGGAAAACCGCUCGCGAAACUUCUCGACAGUCCCCUGGAAAAACACGAUGGAACCAACGGAAUUGCAGCCUUGAUUGGACAUUGUGCAGACGAGGAUUAUAAAGGUGCUGGAUACAUUACCGAGCACCUCACUAAUCCUGAGACGGCGCAGGAAGAUUCGGCAGAGCAUUCACCUAUGAUGCAAGCCUUUGGGUGCGAUCUCGGAGUAUGGAACUGGCUCGAGCAGCCUUCAAAUCAGCUGCGGCUGCGACGAUUCGGGGUAGCGAUGGAUGGCGUCAAUCGCAUGCAGCCACCGGAUUCCAUACUCAAAGGCUUUAGCUGGGGCAAUCUCCCAGACAAUAGCAUAGUCGUCGAUGUAGGGGGAGGAAUCGGUGUUUCCUCUAUCACCCUGGUAAAAGCGCAUCCUCAUAUCCGAUGCAUAAUCCAGGACAGGCCUCCGGUCAUUGCCCAAGGGAAGAAGCAUUGCGAGCAAGUAUUGCCCCACGCGCUUGCGUCUGGGAGGAUCCAAUACAUAGGCAAUCCAUUAAUUGAAAUGCUAGAGCACGACUUCUUCGACGUUCAAUGCCAGCUGGAUGCCAGCGUCUUUCUUCUUAAGCAGAUCACCCAUGACUGGUCGGACCAAUAUGUAGCUCGCAUCCUUCGUCACUUGCGGCAUGCUUCCACUGCUACUACUAAGUUGGUGCUCGUUGACUGCAUCAUUCCUCAUACAUGCCGGGCUCCGCAGGUUACUAUACCUGGCGCCGAUUUCCCUACGCCACCAGCACCAUUGCUCGCUAACAUGGGUGCCGCCAACGCCUCCCCAUAUUUCACUGACCUUUCGAUGUACGUGCAUUUCAACGGACAAGAUCGAACUUUAGCACAUAUCGUGGAACUAUUGAAUCGCGCUGGUUGGGCCGUGGAGCGCAUGUACCCGGGUGAUAGCAUCGGUAAUUACCUUCCUCAGAUCAUCGCGACACCGGUGUAG